Ilex paraguariensis (yerba mate) is the source of this 195-nucleotide messenger RNA. NCBI's taxonomy places the organism in Eukaryota, Viridiplantae, Streptophyta, Magnoliopsida, Aquifoliales, Aquifoliaceae. The record is from the annotation of a GenBank genome assembly.
GAUGUUGGCAGUGAGAUAGGGUGGAGGAAGGGGGACGAAGGACGGUGGUUUGUAACAUUGGUUGAGUUGGUAACAUGGUUGGAGGCAAUUGGGUGGGCAUGUUGGUUGGCUGGAGGUGGGAUAGUGGCUUUGAGGAAGAUGAAGGGUAGAGAAAGUGGUGGGACUAUUUAUAAGUUUAAUGUUAUUUGGAUAUGA